CCGGCUUGGAAUGACCCACGGCGGCCUAAACUCCCCGCAGCCCCGCGCCCCGUAGGCCACCUGGAACUUUCCACUUUUGCAUCAAAACUUUCGGCGGCUCUGAACUCGCUCCGUGGGUUCUGGUCCCCGGCUGGCCUGCAGAGCCGAGGCACCCGUCCCCACAUGUCCCAGCCUUCUUCCCCAAAGUUCACCACGACCACCAGCCGAAGGAGAACGCAGGAACCGGGGAUUCGCCGAGCACCGGGGACGGUCAUGUAUCUACCGAGAGAGACCCGGCGAAGGGACGGCGGCGGCAGCCCCGCGGCGGCUAACCGGAGGAAAGCGCCGGUGGAAACGAUGUGCCUCCUGGGAAUCAUCUGCCUCCAAGUCCUGUCCGUCCAGGCCGCCGCCUUCCAGUUCAUGAAGGAGCCCAAGUCCCAGGAUGCCUUGCACGGCCGCAGCGCCAUGCUGCGCUGCGAGGCCAGCGAUCCGGUCGGCGUCGGCUACAGCUGGCGUCACAACGGCCAGCCUCUGCUAGAGAGCCCUCGCCGCUUCCUGGAGGGCAGCAACCUCAAGUUCACCGCCGUGGAUCGCCAGCAGGACGCGGGGAGCUUUGUGUGCAUCGCCGAAAACUCCAUCACAGGAGAGUCCCUCGAGUCCACCAAUGCCUCCUUCAAUAUCAAGUGGCUGGAAAGUGGCGGUGUGACGUUGAAGGAGCCCGCCUCAGAAGGCGAGAUCGAGAGCUCCGCGCCGGUCGUGCUGCGCUGUCAAAUUGACGGACACCCGCGGCCGACGUGCCAGUGGUUCAAGGACGGGGUGAAGCUGAUGGAGAAGAGCCACCAGAUCAACAACAAGGAGAGGACGCUCACCUUUACCAGUGCCAGUCCGGAUGACAACGGCCUGUACUACUGCUGUGCCAAGAACGCCGCCGGGCACGUCUGCAGCAACAGCAACUUCACUCUCGACAUUAUAGACAAGAGUUUUCCGCGGGCGGUGGUCACCCCCGAGGACCAGGUGGUGUUGAAGAACGAGGAGGCCCAGUUCCACUGCCAGUUCACCGCCGUUCCGCCCCCCACGUUGGAGUGGUACCACGAAAAAGAGCUGGUGGCAAACAAGACCCGUCUGUUCGUGCUACAAAACGGCACCCUGCAGAUCACCCAGGUCAAGCCCAGGAACACGGGGACCUACAGGUGUGUCGGCCGUGGCCUCACAGGGUCCUCUGUCACCCUGAAGGCCUCCCUCCUCAUAGCUGAGAUCGAGGACAUGGUGCCCAAGAUGUCGAAGGUUUUCACCGCGGACACCCUGCAGCGGGUGGCCUGUCGGCCCCCACGUGGCAGACCUGAGCCCGAGGUCUGGUGGGAGAGAGGAGGUCAGCGGGUGUCCACGGAGGGCCGGGUGCACCAGGACGGCCUGGACCUGGUUUUCAGUCCCACGCAGGAGGGAGACUCUGGCAUCUACACCUGCGUGGCCCAGAACAGGGCGGGACGCAGGACCCAGGAGGUCACCUUCACCGUGGCCACCGCCCCGGUGUGGGUGACGAAGCCUCAGGACAGUCACCUCGAGGAGGGUAAACCAGGUUUCCUCCACUGUCAAGCCCAGGCCAACCCCGAACCGGAGGUCACGUGGAUGCGCAACAACGUUGUGCUCACGCCAGAGGACUCUCGAUUCAAGCUGUUCGCUAACGGCACCCUCCGGAUCAACAAUGUGGAGGUGUACGACGGACAGAUUUACGGCUGUGAAACCAGGACUGUAGGCGGCCGACUGAAUGGGCAAGCUAGAGUUACUGUACUGGAGAAGCUGAAGUUCACCCCGACCCCCCAGCCUUCUCAGUGCCUGGAGUUGGACAAGGAGAUCACCAUUCAGUGCUCCGCUAAAGGCAGAGAGCCCCCGACCAUCCGCUGGACCAAAGCAGAUGGAGGAGAGCUGCCGCCCCGGGUGAAGCAAAGGAACGGCCAGCUCACCUUUACCAAAGUCACCCGCAGCGACGCCGGUAACUACACCUGCAUCGCCUCCAACAGCCUGCAGGGGGAGAUCCGAGCCCUGGUGACCCUCAUUGUGGCCGUGUACAUCCGCUUUAAGGUGGAACCAGAGAACACAACGGUGUACCAAGGUUACACAGCCGUCCUGCACUGUCAGGCCACCGGCGACCCCCAACCUCACAUCCACUGGAUGGCCAAGGACAAGACGCUGGACAUCAGCAGGAACCGCAGGUUCCAGAAGAUGCCCAAUGGCUCCCUGGUGAUUUCUGAUGUUACUACAGAUGACACGGGCAGGUACACGUGUGUGGCCGGCAACAGCUGCAGCAUCAAAGACCGCGUGGCCAAGUUGUACGUAGUGGAAAAACCAAUGCACUCCUUCGACGAUGACGUUGACAAGGCUCCCUACAAGAUGAUCCAAACCAUUGGCCUGUCAGUGGGAGCGGCCGUGGCUUACAUCAUCGUUGUGCUCGGACUCAUGUUCUACUGCAAAAAGAGACGCAACGCUAAGAGGCUGCAGAAGGGACAGGACGGGGAGGAGCCCGAGAUGGAGUGUCUGAACGGAGGAACUGUCCAACAAAACGGCCACACCACCACCACUGAGAUCCAAGAAGAGGUGGCCCUCACCAAUAUGGGUACCAUGGCAACGGCCGAGAAGCGCCACAGCCACGUCAACAACGAUAAGCUCCACUUCCCUCGAGCAAACCUACAAACCAUCACCACUUUGGGCAAGGGGGAGUUUGGUGAGGUGCUGCUGUGCAAAGCCAAGGGUAUCGAGGAGAGCGAGGAGGAGACGGUGGUGCUGGUGAAGAGCCUGCAAGCCAGAGACGAGCAGCUCCAGCUGGACUUCCGCCGCGAGGCCGAAAUGUUUGCGAAGCUCAGCCACCCCAACGUCGUCCGCCUGCUGGGCCUGUGUCGGGAGGCCGAGCCCCACUACAUGAUCCUCGAGUACUACGACCUGGGAGACCUAAAGCAGUUCCUGAGGAUCUCCAAAAGCAAAGACGACAAGGUGAAAUCUCAGCCUAUCAGCACCAAGACCAAAGUUUCCAUCUGUGCCCAGGUGGCUCAUGGGAUGGAGCACCUGUCCAACCACCGCUUCGUGCACAAAGACCUCGCUGCCCGAAACUGCCUGAUCAACAGUCAGAGGCGCGUUAAAGUGUCGUCGCUCAGCCUCAGCAAGGACGUCUACAACGGCGAGUACUACCACUACAGACAGGCGUGGAUCCCGCUGCGCUGGCUCCCAUCAGAGUCUGUGUUCGAGGACGACUUCUCCACCAAGUCUGAUGUCUGGGCCUUUGGCGUCUUGAUGUGGGAAGUGUUCAGUCUCGGGGAGAUGCCUUAUCCCAAACUCAGCGACGACGAAGUGCUGGAAGGUCUGCAGGCCGGGAAGCUGAAGCUCCCAGUUCCAGAUGGAUGCCCCUCCAAGAUCUACAAGCUCAUGGUCCGCUGCUGGGCGAUAAGCCUCAAAGAGCGCCCCUCCUUCACUGAAAUCGUCCACGCCCUGGGAGACCUGCCCUCUGACAGCAAGGUCUGAGACAAGCAUCACCCCUCCUCCCCCCCGCAUCAGGGCAGAACUUUGACCAACCCCCUUCCUCCAAAACAAAGACAGGAAUGCUGGAUUAUUAGUCUCAAACAUUUCAGGGAAGAGGGUUGAGGAGGACACUUUUCUUAUAUGCAUUUCAAAGUGUGUGUGUGUGUGUGUGUGUGUGUGUGUGGAUAAGACUUCUUUGGUGCGCUCGGGGAAAACACACUCACGUUUGUGUGGAUGCUUUCUUGUGAGCAGUGCCAGGACUUUACGUUUGCCUUCGCCGCAGCAUGGAGGACCCUGAGGGUCCCCGUCUGUGGUUCCACUGUGACCCCGCCGCCCUGUCACAGAACAUCCUGUUUGACAGAGCCUCACAACCUCCGUGCCUCCAGCCCUACACACACACACACACACACACACACUACACACACUCACCCAGACCUCCGUCUUCUUUGUAGUUUGUUACAGUGCUCGGACUUGUGCGGAUCAAUUAUUGGUCGGAGGUUUAGGAAAAAAAACUUAAUGUAGGUUCAGCGCUCCGUCAAGCCUGAAAGAAUACCGAAGGGAAAGUGGGACCUGAUGUACCUUCAGUGGAGCGCUGAAGCUUCAACCCCUCCGGACUGACUGAGACGGUUCAAACUGGUGUGCGCUGGACGGUUCCCACGCUGCAGUGCACGUUCAAAGAAACGGAAUCGGGUUUGCAUGAAGGUUCGUCUGUUACGCUUUGCGAUUUGGAACUUGUGGAAAAAGUAAUCUGUGUUAUGGUAACACUUCAGGAACGUGAAAAAAAGAUCAAGUUUAUAGCCAAGGAAUAUAUUUACUAGGUAAUUGUUCCAGUGUGGGCUUUGUACGUUUUUACAAGUGUGUUUGGUUGUAAUAACCUUUUAGGUGCUUGUUUUUCGCGGCCUGUGGGUAAGAACACCCGUCGUACCGCGUUAUCAUGUUGCAGGCCUGCAGCCGAUUACAAGCGACAUCAUUUCGUCAGAUGUCCCAUCAGUUUUCCUCCCAGGUCCAACUUUUUUGUGCAAUUUUGCAAAGUGGACCAUCACGCCAGGCAAUGUGUACAUAAUGUAGAAGCCAUGCACUAACUUCACUUAAAAAAUAUCCCUCUUUAUCUCUAUCAUGUUGUGUAGUAGAACUUACAGGCGCCUGUUUAUUUAAGAUGAAGGUCCUGUGUUUCUUUUUGUGUGUUUUUUUUUAUACAUAACAUAAAAGUAAAGGUACUUCUCUGAUGCUCCAUAUUCAUUCUCAUCUCGACGUGCGUUCAGUCUGAACCGGCUGAAUAUGCUUUCAUGUACAGAGGAGGUCAAAAGAGUGACUGCCGGUCACCAGUAUUCAUUUAAGUGCCUGGUAAAUGAAGGAUUAUCUUAACUGUUUAUGAUUUUUUUUUUUUUUACAUUAUCUAAUCAAAUGGCCUUUGUUUAUGAACUUGUUUUUAUACAUUGUUUUUAGUGUAACGUUGUGUUUUUAUGAAUGCUAGGCACUCACACCUAGACCUCCUUUUUUAAUCUGCUUCAGCAAACAUUCACAAUAAUCAGAUAUAUCUACAAAAGUAUACCUGCUGCUGUCAAUAAAGGUUCAGUGUUUUUA
Gasterosteus aculeatus aculeatus (three-spined stickleback) is the source of this 5070-nucleotide messenger RNA. It is a transcript of the gene ptk7b, whose product is annotated as protein tyrosine kinase 7b. Gene Ontology annotation, biological process: protein phosphorylation; synapse organization; homophilic cell-cell adhesion. Gene Ontology annotation, cellular component: axon; neuronal cell body; plasma membrane. Gene Ontology annotation, molecular function: protein kinase activity; ATP binding; axon guidance receptor activity. The record is from RefSeq and is a predicted model, not a curated record. Lineage: Eukaryota; Metazoa; Chordata; Actinopteri; Perciformes; Gasterosteidae.